AUGCCAGGGUUCAUCGACCCCCGAAUGACCAACGUCAAGCCCCGCAUCCGCUACAACACCAUUGGAGGCAUUAACGGACCGCUGGUCGUCCUGGACAAUGUCAAAUUUCCCCGCUACAAUGAAAUUGUAUCGCUGACACUGCCCGAUGGCACGGAGCGUUCUGGUCAAGUAUUGGAGGCCAGAGGAAACCGAGCUAUUGUGCAGGUGUUUGAGGGCACUUCGGGUGUUGAUGUGAAGAAGACGAAAGUCGAGUUCGCUGGUCAUAGUUUGAAGCUUGGGGUGUCCGAGGAUAUGCUAGGUCGUGUGUUCGAUGGUUCAGGACGUGCUAUCGACAAGGGCCCCAAAGUGCUUGCGGAAGACUACUUGGAUAUUAAUGGCCAGCCUAUUAACCCCUACACCCGGGUCUAUCCCGAGGAGAUGAUCUCUACUGGUAUCUCUGCUAUUGACACUAUGAACUCAAUUGCUCGUGGUCAGAAGAUUCCUAUCUUCUCUGCCGCCGGUCUUCCUCAUAAUGAGAUCGCAUCGGCCAUUGCCAGACAAGCAAGUCUAGUCAGGCCUACCAAGGAUGUCCAUGAUGGCCACGAGGAGAACUUCUCCAUUGUUUUUGCUGCUAUGGGUGUUAAUAUGGAGACCGCUCGAUUCUUUACUCGCGAGUUCGAAGAAAACGGAAGUAUGGAGCGUACCACUCUCUUCUUGAACUUAGCCAACGAUCCGACUAUCGAGCGUAUUAUUACUCCCCGCCUGGCUUUAACGACUGCUGAAUACUACGCCUACCAACUCGAGAAGCACGUCCUUGUUAUCAUGACUGAUCUUUCGGCUUAUUGUGAUGCUCUACGAGAAGUCUCCGCUGCCCGUGAAGAAGUCCCUGGCCGCCGUGGUUAUCCCGGUUACAUGUAUACAGAUUUGGCGAGUAUCUACGAGCGUGCUGGUCGUGUUGAGGGUCGAAAUGGUUCUAUUACUCAGAUCCCUAUCUUGACUAUGCCUAACGAUGACAUCACGCAUCCGAUCCCCGAUUUGACAGGCUACAUCACGGAGGGGCAAAUUUUCAUUGACCGUCAAUUGGCUAACAAGGGCGUAUACCCACCGAUCAACGUUCUGCCGUCCCUUUCUCGCCUUAUGAAAUCUGCUAUUGGCGAGGGUCGCACGCGCAAGGAUCAUUCAGAUGUGUCUAACCAGCUUUAUGCGAAGUACGCUAUCGGUCGUGAUGCUGCCGCUAUGAAGGCUGUCGUUGGUGAAGAAGCCCUCUCUGCCGAAGACAAACUGUCUCUGGAGUUCCUGGAAAAGUUCGAGCGUACAUUUAUUAGCCAAUCUUCCCACGAGUCCCGCACCAUCUUCGAGUCUCUGGACAUCGCCUGGAAUCUACUCCGAAUUUACCCAAGGGAGCUCCUUAACCGUAUGCCCAAGCGUACUCUUGAUGAGUUCUACGCCCGUUCCGCUCGCAAGAUUGCUAGUAAGGAUACCCGCGACAACUCGGGCGACGAGCAAGAUACCACAGCGCAGCAAAGUACCAACCUCAUUGAUGCGUAA
Penicillium digitatum Pd1 is the source of this 1527-nucleotide messenger RNA. Its product is annotated as V-type proton ATPase subunit B. The record is from RefSeq and is a predicted model, not a curated record. Lineage: Eukaryota; Fungi; Ascomycota; Eurotiomycetes; Eurotiales; Aspergillaceae. Gene Ontology annotation, cellular component: proton-transporting V-type ATPase, V1 domain. Gene Ontology annotation, biological process: proton transmembrane transport; ATP metabolic process; vacuolar acidification. Gene Ontology annotation, molecular function: ATP binding; proton-transporting ATPase activity, rotational mechanism.